AUGGAUACCAAACUACCUCUGCUUUGCUUUCAUGCUGGCACCUUUGGUCUUGUAUCUUAUGGCAUACUCUGGAUCUAUCAACACUUUCUUGAUAUUGGUCAUAAUCCAUUCGCCUUAGUCACCUUCUUGACUGUUUGGGGACAGCUCAUUCACUUUGUAUUCUUCUUCAUGGCUACUAUUGUAGACUUGAUGGAUAUUACAUCGAUUGGUCAGAGUGAACCUGGAUUGUAUUAUGCAUUCCUAAAGUGUCGUGACCUUGUAUAUAGAUCGAUUGCCUUCCCCAUUGGAAUGUUCAUUACAUUGAUGUUCUGGAUACUCUAUAAUAUUGACCCGGCAUUGCUAAUGGUCGACGCGCCAACCUCCUACCCACCAGUGCUCAACCAUAUACAACACACGAUGCCUGCAGUCGUCAUGGUGAUCGAGAUGCUGUUUGUCAAUCAUCAGUACCAUCGACAACUCAAGCCUGUUGUGGCGGGCCUGCCGACGACGGCCAACGUCUACCAGGACGUGGGGCAAGUCGUCUCGUUCAACCUGACCUACCUGUCGAUCCUGGUGGUGUCGCGCUAUGUUCAAGGCCACUGGGUGUACCCAUUCUUUGAGAUGAUCCCGCUGCACUCCAAGAUCAUCUUUAUCUUCUCGUCCAGCUGUCUAAGCGUCUCUCUGUACAUUAUCACGCGCCAGCUGAAUCGUUGGCGAUGGGGUGGCGAGACAGAAUUCCUCGCGCCCAUCUUUGGACGAAAGAAGAGGCCUCUGUCACAGCAGCCAAAGCCAGAGAAGAAGGACAAGUAA
Messenger RNA from Acytostelium subglobosum LB1, 789 nucleotides. RefSeq lists its product as hypothetical. Gene Ontology annotation, cellular component: membrane; endomembrane system. Lineage: Eukaryota; Evosea; Eumycetozoa; Acytosteliales; Acytosteliaceae. Bases 1 to 789 code for a protein of 262 amino acids. The transcript has 2 exons. The record is from RefSeq and is a predicted model, not a curated record.